Messenger RNA from Symbiodinium pilosum, 2310 nucleotides. Lineage: Eukaryota; Dinophyceae; Suessiales; Symbiodiniaceae. The record is from the annotation of a GenBank genome assembly.
GCUAUCGGACUCGGAUCAUUCGGCUUGCUUCCUACAUAUGCCUCCGUUCAGGCCGCUCAGGUCAUCCCAGCCUCAGAAGAAGAGGCAUUCAUGCGGAAAACGCCGGUGCAGGCGUACAAGCGCAGGAGAGAUGAUUCCUCUACACUGCCUGUACCAGCGCUUCCACCUGACAGGUACAGCACUCCGCAGGCGAGCCAGCCAGAACGGACCUCACCUGAGGCUGCUGACCAGAGCCAGCUUGAUCUUCAGGAGGAGGCGGAGUCCCUCGCGGCGGAACCGCGAAAAUUUGUCGACAAGAGGCUCCUGGGUACCGUCCACAUGUCGAAUCGCGAACUCAGACGAGAGGAGGAAGCUGUCCGUGACAUCGCCCUCAAAAUCAUGGAAAAACUGUACCCGGCCGACGAAAUCAAGAAGAUUUGCAGGGAGGGCAAACGAUACGGGCCCAGCUUUGAGAUGUACAUCAAGCUGGCGGCCUAUGUUAGAUACUCUCUCAAAACAGAUGGGAUGAAGGCAGCGCAGGAGGCCUUGGCCGACUUCAAAUGGCGCAAGCACUACCCGCUCUUCAGCGAACAGUGCAACAUAAGGAAACAAUACGGUUCCUCGCCGUUUGACAAGAAAUGUAAAUGUGAACCAUGCAGAUGCGGGGCAAGCCGGAUGUGCCUGGCUUUUCAGGAACUUGCCCGCAACUACAGAGACAAACAGGCCAACAACAGCAAGAGAGCGACGCAGGAACGGAGUACACGUUUGACUCCCACGGUCGAGAGAAUGCUGGCUGUGUUGGAGGAGGCGUUGAAGAAGCAUAAGCACCUGCCCAGCAUGGACUCAGAUCCCGACAGGCAGCAGCGCAGCUGGAGCCCAGUCACCCCUCCUAAAAUUGCAGGCACUGUGCGAAGCCCAGCCCUCGCCCGUCCAGCCAAGAAGCAGCCGGCCAGGGUCGACGCGCCGCCAAAGUCAGCGGCAACAGGGCCAGGGCUAAGAAAGCAGCCGGCAUCAAGCAGCAGUAGCCCAGCGCAAGCCGUGGAUGACCAAAUUGAGCAGUUCUCGCCAGAGAUGCAGCGUCCAAGCUGCAGGAACGUGUGGAAAAGUCGGAGCUUCUCUGACCCAACGCACAUUGAAUCGAACGGUCGUGCUAAUGAUGAUGCAGAGCAUGGCCUGCGCAUCACGAGGCAAAACAGCGGCACCGCUCAAAAAGUGGACGUUGCAAGCAACGAGUCGGCACAAGCAAGGAAUCCCUGGCCAAACCGAAGGUCAAGCAGCAACCUCGACGACUGCAUGGACGUUGACUCCACCAGCCGCGCAAGUGAGGAUGCCGCCCAGAGCCUUCCAGAUCCGAGCGUGGCGCAGCAAGACUGCCAAGAAAUGGACGUCGAACACGAGCACCCGGCACAAGGCGGCGUACAGCCUUUGAAUGGGCGGCAAAUGCCGCACUUUUCUGGCAAAAUCAUCGACGUCACAGGUGCUGACCCAGAAGACGAACCCGUAGCGACCUCAUGCCAGCCGCAGGACUCAGCGAGGAUUGUGGCGGCCAAGCCGCGCUUGCGGCUUCGCAUCACUGGGAAUUCAAUGGUCGAUGCUGCACGCGACACGCAGCCUGCGCGAAAAUCUCCUUUUUGGGGCAGCAAACCGAGGCAGUCAACAAGCGCAAGCGCCCAACAUGAGCGAGCGCAAGCCAGGACGUCAAGACGGCAGUCCGUGGCUCCCUUGGAGGUGCGAAUCGGCGCCAAACAUCGGCCAGCCGCCGCCCUUCGCAUCAAGAAACACUGGUGCGACAAGAUCUUUGACAGUACAAAGGUAUGGGAAAUCCGUGGCUCUGCCUUAAAAAAGAGAGGCCGAGUCUGCAUUGCCCAGUCAAAAUCGAACCACUUGGUCGGCGAGGUCACCUUUGUUGACUGCCUGAAGGUGGGGAAGAUUGAAAAUGGGCAGCUCGUCCCCUGGAGCGACGGUGAGGAUGACAGGCGCCAUUUCAUUGGUGCAGAGGAGAACUUGACAAAGCACUGCAUCGAGGAUCUCAGCUGGGUGGAGUACCCCCGUGUGUUUGCUUGGGUCAUGGAGAAGCGGCAACGCUAUGCGAAACCGGUGCCCUAUGCGAACAGGGUUGGGUGCGUCAACUGGGUCAGACUGGAUUGGUCGCAAGGAGAAGCUGCCGUCAAGGUGGCAGAGCCGUCAGGCCUUAACGGCCGGGAUGCGAAAGGAGCAGCUGGUGAAAGGGCACCACGACGCAGGAGGGGCAGUCAAGCCUCCGCUGCUCCGAGACCAGCGUCAGCGUCCGGGCAGAGGGCCUUCCAGGCAAAGGCUCUCCUGGGAGCAUGA